CGACGCCAAAAUAUAAAUUCCGAGAUAAACCAGGGGAAGCGGAUGCAACGACACAGCCUGGUUUGUGGAUAUGGUGGAUAAUGUCAAUUUACCUAUCUCGUGGACGGCAGCUGAAACGCCCUCUAUUGUCAAUUUCUUUGCAUUGCUGCCCUGCCCGCAAUGCUCCCCUUUCGCGCCGCGGAGUGCUUCCCUUGGAGCUCAAUCGCGGCGCAAAGAGAAAAUCUACAGCCAAACUUAAGGAUCUUCCUCAAGGGCGUUUGGAACCAAUAGAACCGUAUGCUCCUCUCGUUAACGAUGCUCCUCAGUAUCCGACGGUGAUACAAGGCGCAAAAAACAAUAUGCUGAAGUUUAAGAACUGUGUACUGCUCACGAGGGUGGGAAACUUCUACGAACUCUAUUUCGAACAAGCGGAGGAAUACGCCACGCUGUUGAAUUUGAAACUUGCCCAGAAGAAGACAAACGCUGGAGCCGUGCCUAUGGCUGGCUUUCCCUUUUUCCAGCUCGACCGAUUCCUUAAAAUCCUCGUUCAAGACCUUAACAAAUAUGUUGCCAUCAGUGAGGAAUUUGCCAAUAAUGUUGUUGGUAAAGCGAAGUCCGGGGGUUUGCAGUUCGACCGUAAAGUCUCUCGAAUUGUCACUCCGGGAACAUUGAUAGACGAGAAGUUUAUGGAUCCUUACGAGAACAACUUUCUACUCUCAGUAUAUAUGCCCACAACUCUCCCAGAAGAAACGGAAACAUCAUCGCCUGAACAGCAUUCUUCUAUGUCGGGCACUCAGCUCAUUGGCCUCUCUUGGUUAGAUUUAUCCACUGGCGACUUCUUUACCCAACAGACGAAAGCGCAGAUGUUACCGUCUGCUCUAGCUAGGAUUGGUGCUAGGGAGAUAGUCAUAGACCAGAAUGUCGGGCCAAAAAUAAGACAAGAACUACAAGCUAUUGUCGGACAAGACCAGCAGCAUCUGAUAACGUCAUUUAGCUGUCCAAAUGAGAUGAGGACUUUAGCAGAGUGGGGUUCCAUUUUUGAGUCUCCGAUACCUCUUGAGGUAGCUUCCAUGUUCACUAUGGAAGAAACAGCGGCCUGCAAUAUAUUGUUGGAAUAUGUCCAAGUUCAAACGCAGGGAGUGAAGAUGAAACUCCAAGCGCCCCGCCGUAGGCAUUUAGAUGAGUCCAUGACUAUUGACCGUAAUAGCCUAAGAGGGCUUGAGAUUUUAGAAACUGCUCGAGACGGGCUUGGAAAAGGAAGCCUUCUCCAUGCUGUGCGGCGUACUGCGACAAAAAGUGGAGCUCGAUUGCUCAGGGACCGGCUGACUUCACCUUCCGCUUCAUUACACGUUAUCAAUGAGCGACUUGAUUUAGUAUCCAAGUUCCUUGAGGAUGAAGAUCUACGCCAAAACAUCAUACUCCUCCUUAAACGUAGUUUCGAUGCUCAACGACUAGUUCAAAAGUUCUCAUUAGGCCGAGGGGAUCCGGACGACCUACUUUGCCUGUCAAAAGCAAUCCAAGCGUCGCAGGAAAUAAAAUCAGUUUUACUCCGGCAUAUCAAUCAGUAUGCUAAUAAGCCUUCUGAUCUGACUAGCAGUUUACGCUCCAUGCUGGACCGUUUAAAUCUCGAUGGCCCCGAAACUCUUUCACAGAGGAUACUGGCGGCGAUAGACGAAGAGGGCCUUCUCCAAAAGCAAAGAAUCGAAGACGAUGCCGCUGCAGACGCUGCGGCUCUCGCUCAGGAAGUGAUUUUAAAUGAAGGGUCGUCAGAAGACCUAGAAGCCAUGCCUAAGCCGGUCAGAACCCAACGAGCCGGUAGGCAAAAGGAUUCGAACGGCACUGAGCAGGCAGAUCGGACCACAUGGAUCAUGCGCCGGGGGGCAACUAAGAAUUUGCAAAAGCUACAUGAUGCUCUUGAUCUCCUUCUAGCGGACAAGUCCGAACUAACAAAGACGUUGCGAGAGACCGCUGGGACUGAGAAUUUAAGUCUCAAGUGGACACCUGGGCUUGGCCACAUUGUUCACAUGAAGGGAGUAAAAGCAUCGCAACAGUCAGUUGAAGCGUUGGGAGCAACGCGAACAGUCUCUUCAUCAAAAUCAACACGCUCCUUUUAUCUAAGUUCCUGGUCACAAUUGGGAAGCAGAAUUGACGAUGCAAAGUUCCACAUACUGUCCGAGGAGCAGCGCAUCUUCGAAGAGUUACGCGAAGCGGUGAUUUUGAAUCUUGUGAAGUUACGCCGAAAUGCUGCUGUCUUGGAUGAACUCGAUGUUGCGUGUUCGUUCGCCAGCCUUGCUGAAGAACAGCAGAUGGUUCGUCCUGUAGUCAACAAUAGCAGAAGUCACAAAAUAGUAGGCGGGAGACAUCCGACAGUUAAACUUGGGCUGGAAGAACAAGGGCGUCCCUUCGUUAGCAAUGACUGUUUUAUCGGGGAACAGGAACGGAUAUGGCUCAUAACGGGGCCGAAUAUGGGUGGAAAAAGCACAUUUUUGCGCCAAAAUGCUCUGAUUACCAUCCUUGCACAGGUUGGAUCUUUCGUACCGGCGGAGCAUGCAGAGAUCGGUAUUGUGGACCAGAUAUUCAGCCGCAUUGGUGCUGCAGAUGAUCUCUUCCGGGACCAGUCAACAUUUAUGGUGGAGAUGCUGGAAGCAGCGACGAUUUUGAAAAACUCUACAUCACGCUCCUUUGUGAUUAUGGAUGAAGUUGGGCGAGGGACAACGCCUGAGGAUGGAACAGCCGUGGGGUUUGCUUGUCUACACCACCUCCAUAACGUCACUCAAUGCCGUACUCUAUUCGCUACCCACUUCCAUGUGCUGGCGGACAUGACCGCUCAAUUUGAGCAUUUGGGUCGAUACUGCACGGACAUAAAUGAGGACCCUUCGGGGUCUUUUUCAUUUGUCCACAGACUGAGAAGGGGUGUGAAUCGAGAGUCUCAUGCUCUAAAGGUCGCACGGCUAGCGGGUCUCCCAGAGAGUGCCAUUGCCGUUGCAAAGGAUGUGUUGUGCAAGCUAUCACAUGGCAGAAGUUUUGAACCUAAUGAGGCGGUCUCUUCUCCUGACAGAGCUACUCGGGGCGGCUCCUGAUGUUUUAUUAUACCAUUUUUUUUUAUCUCAGAUCAUAAUAUGCCUUUUAAUCAUCUGAUUCCCCCUCGUGAAAAUACUCAAUCAUAUUAGCAAUUUGAUUCCCCACGAGCCGAAAAUUAACGAAGUGUACAUAUACUGAAAUUUCCGCUCAUAACUUAGCCACCUCAUCCUCAUACUCCUCCAUCUCCCUUAUAUCCACAUCCACAUCUACAUCAACAACAAUCCCCUCAUCAAACGCAACCUCCUGACAAUCAUCCUCCGCAACCCCAUUCGCAAACUGCACCACUACGAAGUCCACCCGACGUCUCCCCACCACUACCAUUGGCGCAUGCCAAGUGGCAGCCCCAUACGUCACCGCUUGACCACCAUGCGCAAUGAACGCUUUCAUAUUCCGUAGAUCCGGCGGGUCGCGAAUGAGAACCUGCUCCUUGCCACCCUGAGCAUUGACAACCGUAGCUUGCGCCGUCUGCCCGUGUAGUGACGGUGCGACGAUGAUGAGGUAACUGGGCACGGGAUUGUCAUUGCCGCCACCGUCGUUCUUAUUGCGCGCUCCCGUAGAUAAAGCAUUGUUCUCAUUAUCGGGCCGUUUUCUGUCCACCCCAGAUGGUACGCCCAGCGGAAUAAACGUCUGCGUAGUAAACGGAUGUCGCUCCAGAAUCCUUACAUCGAAGAGUCCACCGGCAGGCUUUCGUCCCCGGCCCCCUCCUCUCCUCAAUGCCCGCGGGAAACACGAGAACAUACUCAUGCGCGGCUCCCCGUUGCUCCUCUUCCCCUGGCCCUCAGCGCUUGUACAUUGGUCGUAAUUAUUCUGGAAUACGGAGAUCGGGCUGUAUUUCAAUGCGGUAGAUUGGUUGGCGAGGAUUGGAGUAGGGGUAUUGGAUGGAUUUGGAUCAGCAUCGGGGAGAGAGGAGAGAGAAGAAGCAGGGGGUGCGCGGGUGAGGGUUGCUGGUAACGGGCUAGAUAUGGCAGUGCCAAACGGAUGGAAGGAAGGUAGGGUGAGAGGGGAGGGAUGUAUGGUCAUAUUUGAUGUAGGGAGAAUCGGCGGAGGCAUUGUCGAUGGUAUAGGUAUAUGAGUUAAGUGUAUGAUAUGUGCAAAUUGUCGUUUAUUGUUGGGAGUAGGAGCUUUUCAUGUCCCUACAGCAGACAAAAGGCGGAGGUUGCCGCCGAGUUGCAAGGGCUCAGGCUGUGGCUGGCGGUGACGUAGUUAUUUUUCACUUCGUUAACUAACUACUCCGUACGGAGUAGUUAUAAGCUUGUUUGGCUGGUUUGCCUGGAGAGAAGCUCCCCAUGGUUUGCCGAGGCAUAAAACAACAGGUAAACAACAACUUACGGAGUACAAGAUCCAUACCAUAGUUAACAUCUCCAAUGUUCUUUCAACUGAAUCAAAUACAAAGCGUUGCUGGACAUGGCAUAUAAUGUUCAAAUUACAAGCCAAUUGAUUUUCGGAAGUGAGAUAGCUAUCCUAUUCAUACUUGGGUACCAUCCAUGCGAUCUUGUCUCGUCUCAAGCAAUGUGGGCGCAUUUGUAGACACCGAGUACUAUCCAUUUAUGUAUAUGUAUAUUCCCCAAUCCCACUACUAUAAGUAGUAGUAUUUAUCCUCUCGCUAUUCAUCCUGAAUCUUUGCUACCACCUUAUUCGCUUUUCCGGCACCCUUUUGCUGAUACUGAUGCGCCUCAAGUGCAUCUUCAAAACCGCCCUUACCCACCAAAUCAUAUGGGGGAGGGAAUAAUUGACCCCCUUGUUCAAAUAAUGCCACAAAUACUGGAAUAUACUCAGCAAUCCUCUCAUUGAUAUGUUCUGCAGAUGGCCGUCCAAUCUGCCCUAGCUCAACAAGUUUUGUUUUGCCCCCUUCGAAGUCGGCGAUCCCACUCCUAGAAAUGCGGUCAGUUCGGAGCUUUAAAGAAACUAAAAAAAAAAAAAAAGAAAAUUCAAGAAGUUUGCAUGAAACAGUUCUCUACAGCGGUACAAACUCACCAUGUGUUUGUCGAGCAGAACAACUUUGGACCCUCUUUGGGAAGCCUUUUAAACAGCUCUUUCGCGAACGCAUCGCCCGAUGCCGCAGCGUCAAAGACUCGAUGUACCUUGCCUUUGGUAAUAUUAAGGACAUCUUUGACCUGCUCCUCUAUUGGCUUCUUAUAGUCAAACACGGCUGUAGCGCCUUGUCUUUUAACGAGCUACGAUGUGGAGUUAACAUCAUUGUACGAUGCCGUGAAUAUAUUUGGGCGGAAUAUAUACGAACUGGAACAGAGCUUGCAGAACACGACGCCAUCACCUUAUAUCCACAAAUAUUAAAGAGCUACUGUCACCGUCAGCAUAGCAAUCGAGUGAUCUUGAAGGGCGGUCUGGGAAGGAUAAUAUGUACCUGAACCGCGAAUUUUCCAACAGAGCUGGCGCCACCUUGAACAAUAGCCCAUCCGUCCUUUUUUUCAGUCUACUCUUAAAGUGAGCUUUCAUUCGCACAUCACGGUACCUGCAUUUCAUGAUGUCUGAGGAAGGAAUAGACUAAACACACAUACCUCCAGACCAGCACCUAUCGUGGCAGCUUCCACAAGAGAAAUGUUCUUCGGCUUCGGAAUCGUGACUUUGGCAUCCAUCAAUAGCUAUAUUGCACAGCGCAAGAAGACUACAUAUUAGUUAGGUGAUCGGAAAUGGCAAUCACCAUUCCAAAAACGAAGCCCCGCCAGUUCCGAGCCAUGGGUUGAAUACGGUAGUGCUCAGUUGGGAUACGGUGCGGAGAUACUGACAUAUUCCUGCCCACUAUUAUAUCCCGGAUUGCCCAGGCGUGUGCUUCCACAAACAUAAUCGCCAACUUUAAACAUUGAGGCAGCGUUUUCGCCUACUUUUACCACGACGCCUCCAACAUCGACUCCAAGACCGAGUGGCCAUUCCUGAACGAGCACGCCUAAUGAUCGCAUCAAUCCGUCUCUAAAUGUAGUAGUUCUGCGUCAGGCCCCGGCUGAGAGGGAGAGAAUCAUUCUGCCUCAGGAAUACCAUGCGAAAAAGAAAAAGAAGGCAAACAAAACACAGGGUCGAGAGAUAGGGAGUACAGUAAUAAGAACCCGAUAGAUUCUAAUGAGAUAAUAAUUAAAGAACAAUGAAGACACGCUAGCGCUCGCUAUUACACGAACAAAGGCGCUUGUCCGUCCUCCCCCACUCAAGAGGUGAGCAACCUCUGCGCAGGGCGAUAAAUAAACAAAUGAAGAAAUAACAAAGGAAAGCCGCCGUGGAUAAUUUCAAUAUCUCUAAUGAAAGUUCAAGCUUCUAAGGAAAAGUACUACAAACACUGGAUUCAAGGCCAUAUAGAUUGAUUUGACCAGUAUUUGGUCAGCCG
Blastomyces gilchristii SLH14081 is the source of this 6391-nucleotide messenger RNA. Its product is annotated as DNA mismatch repair protein Msh1. Gene Ontology annotation, molecular function: ATP-dependent DNA damage sensor activity; ATP binding; mismatched DNA binding. Gene Ontology annotation, biological process: mismatch repair. The record is from RefSeq and is a predicted model, not a curated record. Bases 81 to 3059 code for a protein of 992 amino acids. Gene Ontology annotation, cellular component: nucleus. Lineage: Eukaryota; Fungi; Ascomycota; Eurotiomycetes; Onygenales; Ajellomycetaceae. The transcript is spliced from 4 exons.